AUGCAUACGCCUGCUGCCGAUACUUUGGUAGAUGAAGAUGAAGUCAUGAUCGACGCUGGCCUGCCUGAGCUCACGUUUGGAUCGGCCAAGGCGUCUUCUCAGUCCGAAACCUCGUCAAUCAUCCGCGCCACGUUAAGCAGGAUGCCGCAUGUGCCGACACCAGAAUCGAUGCAAUUUAGGACGAAUGACAGAGAUGGCGUGUCUCUAGCUGAGCGCAUCCGCGCGGAUGCCGACAACAUUGAUUACAGUGCCAAAUCGCUGUUUGACGAGUGGCCUCAGUACGAUCCGAAGUACGAGGUCGACAACGUUGCGAAGCUGCAGGAGAUCAAGCAGCGGCCGACGCGCAAGCAAAUGUUCGGCAGAUCGACCAUGUACACUCGACUAGGCAAUAAGGUCACUGCCAAUGCUUCUCUCACACCAGAUUCAGCAGCUGCCGCCAGCUUCUCCGCCAACUCCUCUUUCGAACAGCGCAGUAAUCGCUCCCCACAGAAGCAGGCUUACGCUG
This is a messenger RNA of Recurvomyces mirabilis, 505 nucleotides long. RefSeq lists its product as uncharacterized. Lineage: Eukaryota; Fungi; Ascomycota; Dothideomycetes; Mycosphaerellales; Teratosphaeriaceae. The record is from RefSeq and is a predicted model, not a curated record. The transcript has a single exon. The annotation marks the transcript as partial.